UUUGUUGCGAUAUUGCAGCAGUAACUUUUGAAUUAGCACAUAUUGGUUAAUAAAUUCAAUUUAGGAAAACAGAAGUCUACCAGUGGGAAUGUGUUGGUUUAUCCAGGACUCUCAAAGCACCGAGUUGAAGAAAGAUUAAUUCUGAAUAAGCUUUUUGACCCAAAUGAGCAAAAUUUAACCAACUUGAAGGUUCAUGAGGUUACUGGAAAAUCAUCCGACAGUUUAUUGGGACAGAAAGAACUGGAUUUGGCCUAUCUUGCAAAUGUGACUAACCCGGUGCGAAUGAAACUAACAAAUCAAUUUGGAGAACACAUAAAGCUUUACACCUAUGUCACGGUAACCCCGCCAUCGACCUCAGUUCUAUCUCUCAAAUCCUUUUCGGCACAACACCAUGAAGGGUCUGACUUUUUAAAGAAGCACUUAAGGGAUGACUUGUCAGAUGACGUAGCUUUUGACGAAAUAUCGGACACAAGUCUUAGUGAUCACAAGAUUUAUGGCAAAAUCACCAAAAUGUCAGAGAAACUUAGUAACAUCGAGGACGAAAUACUCAAAAAGACCUAUAAGUUGAACAAGCUGAACAAGGAGAACGUAGCUGAAAUGACCAAGAUCAAAAACAAGCUUGAAAGGGAUAUAGCCAAGAAGGAUGCUCAGAUUAAGGUUUUACUAUCGCAGCUUGAUGAGUUACACACUGUUCUUUCACUGUCCCAUCAAAGAGAAUUGGAGUUGACUGAGAAAAUACGAUUCAACGAGUCCAUACCACCAAGAUCAGUCUUAGGAGAAAGCCAACUCUUAUCCGAAAAUGGAUGCGGGACAUUCUCAACCCGAACUGGACCAAAAAGGACUAAAAAGGGGGACUUGAACUACACUAUGUCAUCUUGCAACAGAUCCAUUUUGGAUGAUAUUGAAACCAACAUGAAAGACUUGCAGCGUUUUAGAAGUGAAUUUGAGAGUAUAAAUGACCCUGGACAGAAGGUUACCAGAUGUAGGGAGUUAAUUGAAAACUUGAACAGAAUAAAGAAAAUCCCCAAGCGUUUGACUACCAAGUCAUCACUGAACAACCAGACUUUUAACCAUACUUUAACUAGCAGACACUCACAUGUUUCAAACAAUUUCAACGCAAACAGUGGCACCGGAUAUAGCAUGAACGACCAGCACAGCAUUAAGGGGAACGGGGUUUUGAGGCACAAGAUACCUGCAACUAACACAAACGUAAACAGACUGGGAAUGAGCCAUUUCGACUCCAAAAAUUCCGCCAUGAAGCUAAAUGAUUUGAAGGGGAACACUGGUAAAGCUGAAUUUAAGCAUAACUCAGGACUCUCUGUUCCAAGAUUAGUUGAAGGCGGUGGAUUGAAGGGUAAGAUAAAGGGAGGAGGCAUAUUCAUUCCAAAAACCCAGGAUUUUGAAAAUUGCGGAGAUGGUAGAAGUAUCAGUGCUCUAGAGAGAGAAUUGGCUGAAACUAAGAUCAAGUUGGCAGAUUCGGAAACAACCAAUGAUGUGUAUUUAAAACAAAUCCUAUCAACAAAGAAAUAAUUUAAUAUUUUAUAAUUUUA
Theileria parva strain Muguga is the source of this 1550-nucleotide messenger RNA. RefSeq lists its product as uncharacterized. The record is from RefSeq and is a predicted model, not a curated record. The transcript has 8 exons. The coding region runs from base 283 to 1530 and encodes 415 amino acids. Lineage: Eukaryota; Apicomplexa; Aconoidasida; Piroplasmida; Theileriidae.